CUGAGCGGCGCUGCCUGGGCUCUGCUUGGCUCCCGCUAGGACUGCAGUUCCUGUGGGGGUGGGUCGCGGGGAUGACAGCGGCGGUGGCAGCCGCUGCGGCGCGGGACUGAGCGGGCGGCGAGCGAGCCAGGGGAAGAGGAGGAAGUAUAGCUGCUGCCCGGAGCUCUGGAGUCAGCUGCCGCGCCGAGGACCGCCCCAUUUCGCCGAGCGAGCCGAGUCCAGACCUAGGAAGACUUCCCUGCCGGGCUCCAGCCGCCGCGGCUCCGCGCCCCCUCGCAGGCGCCCUGCCCUGCCCCGCCUACCCCAGCCCCUGGUUCCGCCGGGACGCUCCCUGCCCCGCGGUCCGGGGCGUGUGGCCCGGACGCCCCGAGCCCCCGACCCUGAUCCACUGCACCGGGGCGGGACGCUCCCGGCCCACCAUACGGCUCCAGGGUUACGGGCUCGUUCCCAGCCUUUCUAUAGUGUGUGUCAGAACCCCCAGCCCUCCGAUCGGGGUUAAGGCGGGGUGCUCCCAGUCCCCUGACAGUGCAAAGGAGCCCGGACGCCUCCAGACUCUGGUUCCCCGAAACCCGAACCUUCAGCUGCCUCCGAUCCGGUGUUUCGGACUUCGGACCGUGCGAACGUCCGGGUCCAGUGCCGCGUGAGGGGUCCCAGGCGGGCUGGACAGUGGGACUGAACCGGACCUAGCUGGUGCUGCAAGCCGAACCUGCCACCUUCCUGCCACCCCAGGCGAGGGGCUGAGCGUUUGCCCCGAAGAGAACACAAGGGAGAGCCGAGAGCUGCAGCUCUCCCACUGAAGUGACAUCACCACCUCCGUGGACAGGACCCCCCAGGAGCCCAGCUCACAGCCACUGGCACCUUCUUCCAGGACCAGCCGGGAGCCUCCAUGGGCGCCUGAGGGUAGGGCGCCAGGGCUGCAGGCACGAGCAUGGUGAGACACCAGCCCCUGCAGUACUAUGAGCCGCAGCUCUGCCUCUCCUGCCUCACGGGCAUCUACGGCUGCCGCUGGAAGCGCUACCAGCGGUCUCACGAUGACACCACACCGUGGGAGCGCCUCUGGUUCCUGCUCCUCACCUGCACCUUCAGCCUCACGCUCACCUGGCUCUACUUCUGGUGGGAAGUCCACAACGACUACAAUGAAUUCAACUGGUACCUCUACAACCGCAUGGGCUACUGGAGUGACUGGUGUGUGCCCAUCCUCAUGACCACAGCAGCCGCCUUCACUUACAUCGCGGGCCUCCAGGUCCUGGCACUAUGUCACAUCGCUGUGGGGCAGCAGAUGAACCUGCACUGGCUGCACAAGAUAGGGCUGGUGGCCAUCCUGGUGGCUACAGUGGUGGCCAUGUCGGCUGUGGCCCAGCUGUGGGAGGACGAGUGGGAGGUGCUGCUGAUCUCCCUGCAGGGCACAGCACCGUUCCUACACGUGGGGGCCCUGGUCGCUGUCACUGCACUCUCCUGGAUCGUGGCAGGACAGUUUGCCCGAGCAGAGCGGUCCUCCUCCCAGAUGGCCAUUCUCGGUACCUUCUUCACCGUGGCGUUUGCCCUGUACCUGGCCCCUCUCACCAUCUCCUCUCCCUGCAUCAUGGAGAAAAAGGACCUGGGCCCCAAACCUGCCCUCAUCGGCCACCGCGGGGCCCCCAUGCUGGCCCCAGAGCACACGCUGAUGUCCUUCAGGAAGGCUCUAGAGCAGAAGCUGUACGGACUCCAGGCUGACGUCACUAUCAGCCUGGACGGUGUGCCCUUCCUCAUGCACGACACCACCCUGCGGCGCACCACCAACGUGGAGGAAGAGUUCCCGGAGCUCGCCCGCAGGCCUGCCUCCAUGCUCAACUGGACCCUCCUGCAGAGGCUCAAUGCCGGCCAGUGGUUCCUGAAGACGGACCCCUUCUGGACGGCCAGCUCGCUGUCACCCUCCGACCACAGGGAGGCCCAAAACCAGUCCAUCUGCAGCCUAGUGGAACUCUUGGAGCUGGCCAAGGGCAAUGCCACGCUGCUGCUCAACCUGCGUGACCCACCACGGGAGCACCCCUACCGUGGCAGCUUCCUCAAUGUCACGCUGGAGGCCCUCCUGCGCUCGGGCUUCCCCCAGCACCAGGUCCUGUGGCUGCCUAGCAGGCAGAGGCCCUUCGUGCGGAAGGUCGCUCCUGGCUUCCAGCAGACAUCAGGCUCCAAGGAGGCAGCUGCCAGCCUGCGGAAAGGCCACAUCCAGCGGCUGAACCUGCGCUACACUCAGGUGUCCCGCCAGGAGCUCAGGGACUAUGCAUCCUGGAACCUGAGUGUGAACCUCUACACGGUCAAUGCCCCGUGGCUCUUUUCCCUGCUGUGGUGCGCGGGGGUCCCGUCCGUCACCUCUGACAACUCCCACACCUUAUCCCAGGUGCCUUCCCCCCUCUGGAUCAUGCCCCCGGACGAGUACUGUCUCAUGUGGGUCACCGCCGACCUGAUCUCCUUCACCCUGGUCGUUGGCAUCUUCGUGCUCCAGAAGUGGCGCCUGGGUGGCAUGCGGAGCUACAACCCCGAGCAGAUCAUGCUGAGCGCCGCAGUGCACCGGACCAGCCGGGACGUCAGCAUCAUGAAGGAGAAGCUCAUCUUCUCAGAUGCAUGCCAGGCACUGUUUUAGGUGCUUAGGACACAGAUUCUUGCCUUUGGUGUACUUAAUUCCUCCUACCUUUGCUCAAAAACCCUCCUUCUCCUGGGGGCCUUCCCUGAGUACCAAAGCUGGGUUGGAGGGCCUUCCUAGUGUCCCACAGCUCUCUGGCGACACUGGGGAGCUCCUGGAAGGAGGAGCCAGUCCGGGGCACCUGGGGCCUCCAGGCUCCUGCACUGUGCCUGGCCCAGAGAAGUCAGAAGGGGCAGUUCACAUGAAUGGAAGACAAGAGGCCAGCACUUAGGCCUGUCAGGUUCUGCACCAUCCCCUCAACCCCCCGCCUCUCCUGCAGUGCCAAAGGCCACUCACCUAGCACAUUCUGAGUGUUGGCCCUGAGGAAUCAGCCACAGGCCUCACCCUCUGCCCACUCCUGGUUGAGAGGUCCUCUCCAGGGACCCUCAGCCCCACCAAAGCACCCUAAGUCCCCUUGGGGUCUGCCUUCAGCAGACCUUUCCUGAGCCUCCGCUGUGUGUCCAGCACUGCACUGGGCCCUGGCGACACUGAUGCCCAGACCUCAUCCUUGCCCUGGAGGUCCUCCAGACGAUGGGGGCCACAGAUGGUGACAGACAGGUGAUGGGGCGGGGGGAGCAGGGUGGUCAUGAGAAGGCCCCAUCCCAGCCUGGGGGUAAUAACAGAAAUGAGAAGACUUAGCCAGAUUUUAAGAAAAGGAGGUAUUAUCGGGAGGUCAUGCCCAGGAGACAGGCCAAUAUGCACAAAGCCCUGAGGAGAGUACACACACAUGGGUGCCAAGCUCGAGAGGGUGCAUGGUUUUCUGCAGCUGGAAGGGGGAGUUCCAGGGGAGAGGAAACUGAGACGUGACCAGAAUGUUUGCAGAGACUGAGAAGGACCUUGAAGGCCAAGCUCAAUACCAAACCUGAAACCCGAGGUUCAUUCUUCCAAGUGCCUGACCAGGAGUGGCUACAGGCCACCCCUUCCCACCGCAUCUGCCAGCCAUCCUUGUCCACCCGUCUCUUCCCUGCACUCACAUCCUGCCUCCCUCUGGCCCCGCAGAGAUCAGCGAUGGCAUGGAGGUCUCUGAUGAGCUCUCCGUAUGUUCAGACAACAGUUACGACACGUAUGCCACCAGCGCCACCGCCCCUGUGGCCCCCAGAGGGAGCGGCAGCCGCGCCAAGACCCUCACAGAGCGGA
Molecule: messenger RNA, 3796 nt
Organism: Hippopotamus amphibius kiboko
Lineage: Eukaryota; Metazoa; Chordata; Mammalia; Artiodactyla; Hippopotamidae
Gene: GDPD5
Product: glycerophosphodiester phosphodiesterase domain containing 5
Exons: 17
Coding region: 929-2620 (563 amino acids)
Biological process (GO): positive regulation of neuron differentiation; lipid metabolic process
Cellular component (GO): plasma membrane
Molecular function (GO): glycerophosphodiester phosphodiesterase activity
Source: RefSeq, a predicted model, not a curated record